GACCUGUUAUUUGCAUCACAUAUUACAGAUGCGCGAUGCAGUAAUAUCUUUUCUUUUUCUUUUUAUUUUUCCUUUUCUUUUUCUAAUUUUUUUUGGUGCAACACCGUCAUUCUUAUGACCUAAAAUGCUAAGCCCUUUUCCGUCUCCCCUCUACCCCCUUUCUCUUGCAUAUUCUCUUUCCCAGAUCUUCAUUGUUGAAAAUCCAAAACCUCUGUCUCUCCUUAAAAAAAAUUAAGUAUUGAGCUUGCCCUUCAAAGCCUUCUUUCACCAUACCAUCCCAAUCUCUCCAUUUUCUUUGAAAACUCAAGCUAUGCUGAUUUGGUAUUCAGAGGCAAAACCCUAGGUUCCAGCGGAGCGACGAAGAAUAGCAUAAUUUGAGGAGCUGAUUCUAUCUCCUCUCCUCGCUCUUCCUUUCACUUGUUCAAAUUUCUGAUUUCUGGAGGCUAAAGUUUGACGAUUCUUGGAAAAAUCAAAGAAAAAAACAUGCAUAUAAGAUAAUGAUGAGGAUGAUGCAGCAAAGGCUUGCGAAGGAAAAAUCACUUUGAUGAAGAAGCAAAAAUUUCGUCACUUAAGAUCUGGCAACAAUGAAAUUUUGCAGCCUCCCAAGAAAAUUCGUUGCAUCGGGGUGCGACACCAUGGAGAUGGUUUGCAACCAAAGUACAGCUCAUGUAAUCCUUCUAAGGUCGUCAAUUAUCUGCUGGCCGACUCUGCCUGGUUCGGUCAUCCAUUGGGUGACAUCUUUCAUCCCUUGAGCGUCCGAGCACUGGUGAACAUAGCUUCAGCAGCAGCAGCAGCAGCAGCAGCAGCAGGUGUUCUGGCAACAACAGUUAUCGAUUACAAGCUAGAAGCAGCAGCAGCAGUUCUGGCAGAAGUAGAAAGCAGCAAUUCUGGCAGCAGCCAGUUGAAACAAGAACAAAACCAAGCCAGCCUAAAGAGUGUUUAUUUUCACCAGUUGCUGGACUUUCUUGAAGUUCUCUGCCUUAACUGUGACUAUCACCGUUGGUAAUGCAUCCCAUCUUUGUAUUGAAAGUCCUAUCUUGAUUUGUCAUAGAUUUGAUUUCUAACAUCUUCCAUUUUUAUAUCCAGGAUAGAGAUAUUUACUUAAACUUUUAUGUUUAAAGUGUAGUUAGGUUAUCAACAUGUUGGUUGAUCUAUGGUGAAUUUGCCUUUUAUUGGGUUGUAAACUGUUUUGACAGGUAUAUAUUAAUGUAUUAUAACAUUCCCGGUAUUGGGGAGGGUCAAAUUACAAAGGAAAUAUUGUCAAAA
Spinacia oleracea (spinach) is the source of this 1266-nucleotide messenger RNA. RefSeq lists its product as uncharacterized. The record is from RefSeq and is a predicted model, not a curated record. The coding region runs from base 545 to 1006 and encodes 153 amino acids. The transcript has 3 exons. Lineage: Eukaryota; Viridiplantae; Streptophyta; Magnoliopsida; Caryophyllales; Amaranthaceae.